CAAAGAGACACAGCUCCCACCGGAGGAUGCUGUGUCCUGACAUUCCGUCGUCGCAUACAUCAUUCAUCAGAGGCACUUUGGGUGCAGCCAUGGCGGCGCUCCUUUCACAUUUCGAUGACGAGUGGCACGAUUUUAAGGAAUUUGAGCCGGUCUCAGAGCAGGGGACUCGGAUGGACCGAGUAAACUUGGUUGCCGAGCAGUUGACAGGCGUUCUGAGGGUCCUUCCAGAGCUCAACAACAGCUUUUCGGGCGAAAUAGGCAGCUUCAAGUCCAUGGAAGAUCUGGUGACUGAUUUCGACGAGAAAUUGGCAGUGUGUUUCCGAAAUGUCAACACCCAAACGGAGAACAUUGCCCCUGUAAACAUUAUCGCCGAGGACACAACGUUGAGGAACGACGAGAUCUGGGAUGCUCUCGCAGAUAAUUAUGGUAAUGUCAUGGCAGUGGAUUGGAAACAGUCUCGAACGCGCUCCCUCCAUCUCCCCACUCUAAUCCUCAAAGACGAACCAAGGGUGGAUGAUGUAACACUGGAGCUGUCCGACGAUGAGCUGAGGGAACAGAUGGACAUGCACACCAUCAUCGUCUCCUGCCUCAAUGACGAACCCCUCUUCACCGCAGAACAGGUUAUUGAGGAGAUAGAGGAGAUGAUGCAGGACUCUCCUGACUUGGGGGCAGAGAAGAACCACCCCUCUCAGUCAGAUCUCUCCAUGCUCUCUCUGGACAUCCAGCGCCCCAGAACAAACCACAGCUAUGAAGAGCGAGAGAUGACCCUGUGUGUAGCAGAGCUGAAUGAGCGACUAGAGGAGGUGGAGAUGGCCAUCAGACAUUACAGUGAGGAGCUGAUUCAACACCUGGCCCUCAGGGACGAGCUGGACUUUGAAAAAGAGGUGAAGAACAGCUUCAUCUCUAUCCUGAUAGAUGUGCAAAACAGACAGAAGGAACACAGGGAACUACUGAAGAAAAAUAAAAAACUCAAGAGUGGUGCCGGGGCCCCGCAGGGCCGACCAGAGAGAACACAAGCACUAGGAUCAUAUCUGACCACAGUCAUUCCAUAUGAGAAGAAAGGAGGCCCUCCAUCGGUGGAAGAUCUUCAGAUCCUUACCCAAAUCCUGCAAGCUAUGAGAGACGACAGUGACAAGGUGCCCAGGCUUCUGACAGACUACAUUCUCAAAGUGCUUUGCCCAACAUAGAGACUGGAAGGACGAUAAUGGACAUUUUGGAAACGAGGUGAGGGAUCUGGUUUCAAUGUCAACAAGCAAAAUGAAGAGGACUCGGUGUAUAAAAAGUAAAAACAUAAGCACACUGAAUUGAUUCUUUAGGAUGCAUGGUAUUUUACCUCAAGUUGCUCCUUUUUGUGUAACACCCCAUAGAUGUUUUAUACCUCAUUCAGUUUUAUUUUCUCUGUGUUGAGCAUGGUGAUUUCAGGUAUUGUUUUAUUGUUUUUACUUUAAGUGCAGUGUAAAAUACAGUACUCAAAGUCAUAAGAAAGAUACUCAUACAUUCUAGUGUAGCAUCUACUAUAUGUGGCUGAUUUCAACAGACUUUUGGACGAUAGGGGAACUUACUUCUUUUGGCCCUGAAGUAAGAUCGAAGCUACUCAUAUCCAAAGGGUUGUGUCUUAAUAUGAUUAACCUAAAUCUGAAGGUCUCAGAAACGACUGAGCACGUGUAAUAUCAGGGAUAUAGAUUUGUUUAAAAGUGCUUCAUUAAUAAAAUAAACCUUGAACUAAAUACUAACAUUGUUCUACACAACUCAGUCCACCAUUUGGCCUCCCUAAAAGCACUGCACAUACAGUGCCUUGCGAAAGUAUUUGGCCCCCUUGAACUUUGCGACCUUUUGCCACAUUUCAGG
Messenger RNA from Oncorhynchus mykiss (rainbow trout), 1848 nucleotides. NCBI's taxonomy places the organism in Eukaryota, Metazoa, Chordata, Actinopteri, Salmoniformes, Salmonidae. The record is from RefSeq and is a predicted model, not a curated record.